Molecule: messenger RNA, 945 nt
Organism: Puma concolor (puma)
Lineage: Eukaryota; Metazoa; Chordata; Mammalia; Carnivora; Felidae
Product: olfactory receptor 11H6-like
Biological process (GO): G protein-coupled receptor signaling pathway
Cellular component (GO): membrane
Molecular function (GO): olfactory receptor activity; G protein-coupled receptor activity
Source: RefSeq, a predicted model, not a curated record
AUGACUUCGGAGGCCAGAAAUAUUUCUCACACUGUGAGUGAGUUCAUCCUCUUGGGCUUUCCUUGCCGUUGGGAAAUGCAGAUCCUCCUCUUUUCCAUAUUCUUUAUGACUUACAUCAUGACGCUCCUUGGAAACAUGGCCAUUGUGUGUGUGGUGCACUGGGACCGCCGGCUCCACACCCCCAUGUAUAUUCUGCUGGCCAACUUCUCCUUCCUGGAAAUCUGCUAUGUCAACUCUGAUGUGCCCAACAUGCUGGCCAACUUCCUCUCCCAGACCAAAACCAUCUCCUUUGCUUGGUGCCUCCUCCAGUUGUACUUCUUCUUCUCACUAGGCACAACUGAAUGCUUAUUUCUGUCCAUCAUGGCCUAUGACCGGUUCCUGGCAAUCUGUCACCCCCUGCAUUACCCCACCAUCAUGACUGUGAAGUUCUGUUGCAGCCUGGUCAUCUUUUGCUGGGUCUAUGGUUUUCUCUGGUUUCUGAUCCCAGUGAUACUUGUUACCCAGCUACCAUUUUGUGGCCCAAACGUGAUUGAUGACUUCCUGUGUGACCUGGGUCCUCUGCUGGACUUGGCUUCAACCUGUGUCCCAAUCCCAGGGACUAUUCUCAUAUGUGGCACCAUGAGCUCACUCCUCAUCUUUGCCACCUUUUUCUACAUUACUGGCUCCUAUACCCUGGUGCUGAGGGCUGUAGUGCAGGUGCCCUCAGUUGCUGGCCGGAAGAAGGCCUUUUCUACGUGCUCCUCACAUCUGGCUGUUGUGUUUCUAUUCUAUGGAUCCAUCAUGGUCAUGUACAUCAGCCCAACCUCUGAAAAUGCAGCUGGGAUACAGAAGAUUGUAACCUUGUUCUACUCAUCAGUGACCCCACUUAUAAACCCACUGAUCUACAGUCUCUGGAACAAUGACGUGAAGGCUGCCUUGAGAAAAAUUCAUAUGCACAAAAAUUAG